CAAUUGGAGACGUUUGUGGCUGUAGCCAGCUGCAGCUUCCCCCGCUGAGUCAAAGCCUGACUCUUCGGAGUUUUCCUAACUUUUUCCCAUCCAGCAAGUGUUUUUUUUUUUUUUUACUCCUUCGUUUUUUCACUUACUGUCAUUUUUGUUGCCUACGCGUAGCAGCUGCUUGUUACUGACACGGUAAACUCCGAUCCUCUUGACUGCCGGGUGAUCGUUUGUGCUGUUCAGCCGAGAAGCACCUCCUCCGCGCUACUCCUGCAGAGCUGGAACGAUAUCCUCGAUGAACAUGACACAUUUUACGGGAUUUGUGAGUUGAUACGGUGGUUCUGUUAAGGCUCUAAAUGCUUCAGUUUGAGAGGUUCUGGUGAGUCAACAUCUUGACGAAGGCUUUCCCGAGAAAUUCACUCCUGUCAGCGCAAUGGCUUCUAAUAUAAUCGUGGAGCAGCAGUUUUCUCACAAAUUCACGGUGACGGUGGUUCGAGCUGAGAGCGUCACCAAAGGAGCGCUGGGUGACCUGUUGGACACUCCAGACCCAUACGUGGAGCUGUUCAUCCCGACCGCCCCAGAGAGCAGAAAGAGGACCAAGCAUAUAGACAACGACAUCAACCCGAAAUGGAACGAGACCUUUGAUUUUAUAUUGGACCCCAACCAGCAGAACGUCCUGGAGCUAACAUUAAUGGAUGCCAAUUAUGUGAUGGAUGAGACGCUUGGCACGGCAUCGUUUGACAUCACCAAGCUCCAAGUGGGCCAGAAAAAGAUGGAGGCUUUCCCUAUUGGCAAAGCCACCAAAGUGCACUUAGAGAUGUCGCUGGAGAUCUGCACAAAGCUGGACCUGCGGUUCAGCCUGGCCCUGUGCGACAAAGAGAAGCAGUUCAGACAAACCCGCAGAGAACGAGUGAUGCUCGGCAUCAAGAAGCUCCUGGACAUGGAGAAGCCUCGUUUCCUCCCCAGCUCUCCAGAGGAGGUGCCAGUGAUCGCCAUAGCAGGUUCAGGAGGCGGUUUUCGUGCCAUGGUCGGCUUCUCGGGGGUGAUGAAGGCCCUGUUUGAGUCUGGGGUCCUGGACUGUGCCACAUAUAUUGCCGGCCUCUCUGGAUCCACCUGGUACAUGUCCACUCUCUAUUCCCACCCUGGCUUUCCAAAUAAGGGUCCAAAAGACAUCAAUGAUGAGCUGAUGAAGAGAGUGAGCAGUAACCCGCUCAGGCUGUUGCUCCCCCAGCACAUCACCAACUACAUCCAGGCCCUGUGGACCAAGAAAGCCUCAGGCCAGCCUGUUACCUUUACCGAUAUCUUCGGUAUGCUCAUAGGAGAGACGCUUAUACCUGCGAGAAUGGACACCAAGCUCAGUGACAUCCAGGAAAAAAUCGACCAGGCCCAAAGUCCUCUUCCGCUCUUCACAUGUCUGCAUGUAAAGCCAGAUGUUUCUGAGCUCAUGUUUGCAGACUGGGUGGAGUUCAGCCCGUAUGAAAUCGGGAUGGCAAAGUAUGGAACCUUCAUGACCCCCGACAUGUUUGGAAGUAAAUUCUUUAUGGGAACUGUUGUGAAGAAAUACGAGGAGAACCCACUUCACUUUCUGAUGGGUGUGUGGGGAAGCGCCUUCUCGAUCCUGUUCAACAGAGUGCUGGGAGUCAAGGACACGGCUGGUGGCAGCACCAUGGAGGAGGAGCUCGAGCAGAUCAAACCCCAGCACAUUGUCGGGGAAGACAGCAUGGACAAUGAUGACGAGCCACGCAAAGGUGGGACAGAAAACCAGGAGGCAGAGGAUGAGUUCCAUCGCACCGCUCAGGCCAGCUGGGUUCAGCGGAUGUUCACGUCCCUCUUCAGUGACUCUGCCUUGUUCAACACAAGAGAGGGCCGAGCUGGGAAGGUGCAUAACUUCAUGUUGGGCCUGAACCUGAACACCAGCAUCCCAUUCUCACCCAUCAAUGAGAUGACGUGCCACGCCCCUACGCCUGAGGAGGAGGUGGACGCUGUCACAGAUCCAGAUGAGUUUGAUCGCAUUUAUGAACCUCUGGACGUGAAGAGUAAGAAGAUCCAUGUGGUGGACAGCGGCCUGACCUACAACCUUCCCUACCCGCUCAUCCUGCGGCCGCAGCGUGGCGUCGACCUCAUCAUCUCCUUUGACUUCUCUGCGCGACCGAGCGACUCCAGCCCUCCGUUCAAGGAGCUUCUGCUAGCAGAGAAGUGGGCCAGAAUGAACAAGCUCCCAUUCCCCAAGAUCGACCCAAAAGUCUUUGACCGCGAGGGUCUGAAGGAAUGUUACGUCUUCAAACCAAAAAAAGGAGAAAAGAACUGCCCGACUGUCAUCCACUUCGUCCUGGUCAACAUCAACUUCAGGAAAUUCAAAGCGCCUGGUGUUCCCAGAGAGACUGAAAAGGAGAAGGAGUUGGCAGAUUUUGACAUCUUUGAUGACCCCGAGAGCCCAUUCUCCACCUUCAACUUCCAGUACUCCAACGAGGCGUUCACCCGACUUCAUGACCUGAUGGAGUUCAACACUCUCAACAACCUGGAGGUUAUUAAAGAAGCCAUCAAGGACUGCGUCGUGGCCCGAAAGGAGAACCCCUCAUGCCUCUCCCGCCCCUUCUCCCUCAGCGAGAUCCCGAAAAAAAAGUUUUUCAAAAGAGAUCAUCACGCUAAACCCUGGAAUCACCUCGGAAAUGAUAAACAGUAGCUUAAAACUAAGACUUUGAAAAGGAGGACUUUAGGGAUUUAUGUUGACUCGGCUGCAAAGUGAAGCAUUUUCUUUUUGGAAAAUGCCCUCGUGCUGAUCUCCUCUCUGUAUACUUUUAAUCAUGAUGGUUUUGUUAAACUCUAGAUCUCAAAUAAGUGUCUGAUAAAGGGCUUUUGUAAAGAACCUUAACGUUUACUGGUAAAAGCCUGUGAUGGGAACGUUCAUCUGGCUUUAAUUGCACGAAUCUGGUUUGAUUGACCACAAACAGCUGAUAGUCGCUUUCCCUGGAAGCUGUGAGACAAACUGGAACACUUGGUAAACACUGCAGUGCCACUGGAUCGUUACCACAUCGACCAUAGUCAACACAAGACUGUCUGUGAGUCCUUUCUUUGGUUUGGGUUUCCUGCUCAUGUAUUACAGAAAUGUCCACCUGGAAUGUGCUUUUUCACUUCAUGUGAAUCUCCUACUCUUGUUGCAACACUUGAUCCGUGUGGACGCCUCUCAGCCUUCACGCCGCCGAGAGCGAAGCUGCAUUUGCAUCUGUCCAAUGACUUGCAGUUUGAAUGCUUCUAAAUUUAGUCGGUGCUGUGUGAGCACACAAUGAGAAGCCUCACCUGCACUGUACCUGUCUGUGAGUCUGUGUGCGACUCCAGAGCAUGCUAAUCACCAUGUUUUUGUUUUUCUCGCCGGAUGGCCGGUCUAAACAUGUAAUCCUGCUUGAAAACAUGGAUGGGGAGCUCGUAACCAUUGGUUUUGUUUGAUGGCAACUCCUAAACACGCCAAGUGCACCCCGUCUGGAUACCUCAAACAUCUCAAUGAUGUUUACCCACCUACAGGGAAGGAGCACUCCCUGUUGCCCCCGUAGGGAGUGCCUCAUAUUAAAGCCACCAUUUUGGAAAAACAAAACUUGAUACCAUAGAAACGGCCCUGCUCCUUCUCUCUAGCGCUCUGCGUCUCUCUCCAUGAGGAUAAAGGUGUGUUUAUUUUCCUGACCAUGUUGUUUCAGGGUGCCUCUUAGAUAGAAGUAAAGUUUGUUUUUCCAUGGCCAUUUCCUCCUCUGACUAAACCAACUCGCCGUCGGACCUUUUGAACAAAGAUUGGAGCUUAGGUCAGAGUGAGGAAAGGCUGAACGCGAUCACGAGACCCGCUCGCAGCUGAAGCGACGGCUGUCAGCGGCGCUCAGUGGAAUUUUACACACUACACCUACACCUGCAGCAGUGGAGGCCUGGAAUCUGACACACUACACCUAUACCUGCAGGGGCCCGACGGCUGCACACGGAGAAGUGGAAUUUUACACUGAAGCAUUCCCGACCCCUGUAUGUUAAUGUAGGUCUGGGAGAAACUGAGAAAACAAGAUAGAGUGUUCUGAAGCCUUGCUGCAGAGACUCACACCCAAGAAACCUUUGCAGUUUGCCUUAUAGCUGAUUUUUCUAGCAGAUUUUUUUUUUUUGUGCAUUUUUUCUUUUUCUUUCUUUCUUCCUUUUCUUUUCAUUUUUAUGUUUCUAUUCGUAAUUGCAUUCUUGCAUGUGUUCUUUAGAGAAAUAGUUUUGGAUGUUUUGGGUAACACAUUAAUUCACUUCCUGUCAUGGACUCAGAUGAGAAGGUCAACGCCGUACUUACGUCUGUAGGUUACAUACAAGCGAGCAGACUGGGAAUGAGGAAACAGCUGGUUUGGUUGUUUCUGGAUGUAGAAAAACUAUGAUUGUGAACAAAUUAAAAUUAUUACUACUGAAGAGAAGUAGGCUUACUGCAAGUUGCAAACACAACAUUUAUAUCUUAAAGCCUUUGGAGCUGAACUGGUUGGCGAGCAUUUGCUUAUUUACAGACCGUCAUGGAGUCAAGUGUUGGUCACAAGGAAGAUUUCAGGGUCCUUCUGCUGCUAAAUGCUCUGCUGUGUUUGCCAGGUUGUUGCCUUCGUCUUCUCUUUGGUGCUGAGAGUUAAUCUCACAGCUGCUUGCUGUGGACAAAACCGACUGCAUCAGAACCAAGAGUCAAACAAAUCAGCUUCAAAUUCACUCUCAAGCCCUGUAAAGCUGAGGUUCAUCACAACAAGCGGUAACUUUUGUUUUCACUUGAUAGUAGGUUAAAUAUAAAGACUAACAUCUGUUUGCUGUAGCCGUGUGUUUAACAGACGGAUGUGAGUGUGCUAUAGAUCGGUCCGUAUACACUAUUCUGAAGAAAGUGAUUAAGUUCCUGCAAUAGUUCAUAAAGUUUGGAUCAAAACAGGCGUUGAUCAUUUUAUCCUGUCAACUUCUGUGAGGGAUCAUGAUGCAUUCUUAUUUUUAUUUUUAGCAUUAAUUCAUUUAGAGAAAAAAUAUGAACUGUAGCAAUUUUCUGUAUUUUUUUUUAAUCUCUUACAUUUUCUGAUCUUUGACGAUGUUUACACGUCACGAGAUGAACGAGGGAAUUCAGAUACGUACAUAAACACUGCUGUGAUCAUUAUCUGUAUUAUAACUGGCGACGCAUGAUGUUUAUGUACAUUGUUAAAGGACAUUAAUAAAAGAGAGAUCUUA
Stegastes partitus (bicolor damselfish) is the source of this 5184-nucleotide messenger RNA. RefSeq names its product cytosolic phospholipase A2. Gene Ontology annotation, cellular component: Golgi apparatus; nucleus; endoplasmic reticulum. The record is from RefSeq and is a predicted model, not a curated record. The coding region runs from base 422 to 2671 and encodes 749 amino acids. Gene Ontology annotation, biological process: glycerophospholipid catabolic process. The transcript has 19 exons. Gene Ontology annotation, molecular function: calcium ion binding; calcium-dependent phospholipid binding. NCBI's taxonomy places the organism in Eukaryota, Metazoa, Chordata, Actinopteri, Pomacentridae.